AUGGCCAAGGCAACGGCAUCCUCGACCGCGCCGCCGGCCUCGGUCCUCUUCGUCUGUCUGGGGAAUAUCUGCCGUUCCCCCAUGGCUGAAGGCGUCUUCAGGUCCAUCUCUGCUCGCCACGACCCCUCUCUGAUCGGCAACAUCGAUUCCGCAGGCACGGGCGCCUAUCACGAGCUUGACCCCCCGGACUAUCGCACCAUGUCGACAUUGCGCCAGCACGGAAUCACAGACUAUAACCACUCCGCUCGCAAGAUCACCAAGGACGAUUUCCGUAACUUCGACUACAUCCUCGCCAUGGACAAAAGCAACCUACGGGACCUGCUGCGCCUUCGGGAUAGCGUCGCACGAUCGGGAGGGACACAAAAGAUCGCUGAAGUGAGACUGUUUGGAGACUUUAAUCCCGACGGGUCGGUUAACUCUCGAGUCGGCGGCGGUGAAGAGGUCGAAGACCCAUACUAUGGGGGUAUGAAUGGGUUCGAAGAGGUGUACCAACAGGUUACAGAAUUCUCGAAGGGGUUCUUGGCGUAUUUGGAGAAAAAGAGGGGCAGCGCUGAGGAUUGA
Molecule: messenger RNA, 561 nt
Organism: Rasamsonia emersonii CBS 393.64
Lineage: Eukaryota; Fungi; Ascomycota; Eurotiomycetes; Eurotiales; Trichocomaceae
Product: Protein-tyrosine-phosphatase
Exons: 2
Coding region: 1-561 (186 amino acids)
Biological process (GO): protein dephosphorylation
Cellular component (GO): cytoplasm
Molecular function (GO): non-membrane spanning protein tyrosine phosphatase activity; acid phosphatase activity
Source: RefSeq, a predicted model, not a curated record